Tetranychus urticae (two-spotted spider mite) is the source of this 1571-nucleotide messenger RNA. RefSeq lists its product as uncharacterized. Gene Ontology annotation, cellular component: plasma membrane. NCBI's taxonomy places the organism in Eukaryota, Metazoa, Arthropoda, Arachnida, Trombidiformes, Tetranychidae. The record is from RefSeq and is a predicted model, not a curated record.
AUAAUCAUCACAACAGGACUCCGAUUAUAGCUUUAUUUUAGGGUUUACAAGCGGCAAUGACCUGUUCUGGCUGUAAAGGUCAACCGCACUAGAGGGCGAUUGAGAUAAAAGUUGCUUCAACAGAGUUUUGUUGUGAUAAGUAUUUGAAAAUAACUUUCAUCUAAACAUUGUUCAAAUCAUCUAUGACUUUAGAUCAACCAUGAGAACUUUAUCAUCAUUCUUCAUCUUGUGUCUCGUCUCAUUCAACAAUGCAAUGUUCUAUGACACAACUCCUAGGCUGUAUGACUUUGGACCUGGAACGAUUGGUGCACCAAUGUUAUUUAGAUAUUCAUUUGGCGAUGCAACAAUGGGUCCUCCGUAUGAAUUUCGAUUCAAAUUUGCCCAAUUUCCACAAUAUGAUAAAACCAUUGUCUCAGAUCAAAAUGGUGAAGAUUACGUCGUAACAUUUGAAUCAGCGAAAGCUGGUAACUAUACAGUGCAAAUCGAUGCAUGGUAUUCUCGUCACGGUAUUCCUUUUCAUUGGAUAGGAACUCUUAAUUCUACCUUCCAGCUUACAGAUUCACUAACUGGAACUAUAGCUGUAAAUGAUGAUGCAAGAAAAAAAGUUGUUUUCACUGCAGAGACGUUUAAACUGUCUGCCAUAUUGAGUUAUUAUUUCGGGUUCUUCAACUCAGCUAAUAUGACUUACAAAUGGAUCAUUAAUGAUGAAGUUCAAGAGGAAAGUUCUAAGGUUAUUGUGCAUACUUUUUCCCAGCCUCGACUGAACAACAUUUCAGUGAUUGUUACAGCAACUAAAACCAAUGGAAGUGAUCUUAUACAAAAAUCUGGUACAUUCAGCACUACAUUGGAAAGUAAAGAUCCAAUUACUAACUUUACUGUUGAUGGUCCCACCGAGGUUAAAGUGUUUGAAAGACUUCAACUGGACUGCAAAAUUCAUGGUGGAACACCUCCAUUUGAAUUCGAUUACUUUUUUUGGAUUGAUAAUCCUUACAGCGAACAUAUUAAUGUUAUUAAGCCUUCGAAUGAAAGCCUUUUCUCAUUAAUCAGAUAUUUCAGUGCAAAAGGAAAAAGAAGUCUAAAAAUUGUUGCUAAAAAUGAUGUAUCUUCAAUUACAAAAUGGAUGGACAUUUCAGUCUAUUAGUCUAAAGAACGCAAUUUUUACCACUCGAGAAAUCUUGGUAAGGAUUUACAUGGUUUCUGAUGUUACUUUUCAGAAAAGAUGAAUCUCUUCUAAAAUACUAGGUCAGACGAUCGCUCACCGAAAGCGGAUUGUGCUAAAAACAAAGUCAAUCAUCAUUUAAUAGAGUUAUAUAUUUUUCUAUGCAUCAGAAUAAAAAAUUAAUUAACAAUUAGCGAAAUCACAUACGAGUUCGAAAAAACUGAUUAAUCAAAACAUCAAUUUAUUAAAUGUAAAUUUCAAUAACCAGCUCAAUAAUGUCACUUUUGUAAUAUUGCGAUUGACAUCUGAUUGAUAAUCAUUAUUGUUGAAAUUCAAUUUGAGUGUGGAGUAAAUUGUUAAAUUUAUUCAUUAUAAAAGCGCAUUUUUUACUCAUGAAUACAAAUCAGAUAGA